This is a messenger RNA of Ruditapes philippinarum (Manila clam), 1345 nucleotides long. RefSeq lists its product as uncharacterized. Bases 65 to 1177 code for a protein of 370 amino acids. Lineage: Eukaryota; Metazoa; Mollusca; Bivalvia; Venerida; Veneridae. The record is from RefSeq and is a predicted model, not a curated record. The transcript has 2 exons. Gene Ontology annotation, molecular function: mannosyltransferase activity. Gene Ontology annotation, biological process: mannosyl-inositol phosphorylceramide biosynthetic process.
AGAAAAAUAUAACCUGUCAUUUUUAACGAUAUUUGGAUUUGUCGGAUUUUGUAUUAAAAAGGGAAUGAGAUAUAAAGGAGUGAAGCGGUAUAAAGGUUCAUUAGGAAGUUUAAUUCCUAGAUUUUGUAAUUUUAUUCUACGGAGGAACUCUCUAGCAAUAACUGCGUUUGGAUUUGUGUGCGUUUGUUUAAUAAUUAAUUUAAAUGUACUUCAGGAUAACCAAGGACAAGUUUUAGUUCCGGAUUUGGUCAACACAGAAGAGUAUCCACCAUUUGAACCAGACCUGCACGAGGACUUUCCAACCGGUUCGGAGUUUGAGCCCCGAAUUCCUCAUAUACUUCACCAGACAUACAAAGGGAAUUACAUACCGCAUACCUAUGCUACAAACAUCAAAAGUUUCCUAAAGGAUAAUCCCGACUGGAAAUAUUUCUUAUGGACAGAGCAAUCAGCCUGGAAGUUAAUUAUCGAGCGGUAUCCAUCUUUGCUAGGCACUUUGACCUUACGGAUGAAAUUUAAAGACCUAUGCCAAUUUCUUCGUUAUGUCGUUCUUUAUGAGUUUGGUGGUGUUUAUGCAGAUAUGUCUGUCAAAUGGUUACGGCCUAUUCAAAAGUUGACUUUUAAAUACUCAUGUAUCUUUACACCUUUACCGUUUGAAAGGGCCUCUCUUGGUUUUAAAAAACUUUACUUGCUAAAUAAUGACUUGAUACUUUGUAGAGCAAAACAUCCGUUUUUAAAACAAAUCAUUGAUGAUAUACCAUUAUAUCAGCCAAUGCUUGAAAUCGAAGACUCUAAUGGUCCACAUUUUUUGAUAAGUCAAUUUAUGAAAUAUAAUAAAGAGAAAUAUUACAUGCCACAAUUCAGAUACAAUAAAACAACAAGCAGUUUUCCUAUAUACUUCAAAAGCAUACUUCCUGAAAUUCACCAAGAUUCAGUUUUUGUCCCGAAUUCGAAAUAUUUUCAUUUUGAUCUGGACUCAUUUUUUAAUUUAUGCAAUGAUUUUAUGUAUCUUUCGUUCUUAGAGAGGAGAGGGUGUGUCGUUCUCCAAAAAAGGCGUGGCAUAAAUAAAUUUGCAUUUACGUUUACACAUGUGAAAAGGACAAUUUACGAGACAGUUUUAAACUUCCUAUUUAGGACUGAAAUAUCAAAUUUAGUUGGUGAACAUUUGGAAAUGUUUUGAUCGUCUAAAGAAAUUUAUAUCUUUGCAAAUACUGGAAAUGCAUCAAAUUAAUGCUUUUGUUAACUUUUGAAAUAUUGUUAGCAUGAAUGAAUGUUUAUGUCGACAAGCAAACACAUGUAAAAUACCAGCUUAUAAACUUGAGAACAUAGACUUCUAUUUUUUCUUUUU